Molecule: messenger RNA, 1099 nt
Organism: Dendroctonus ponderosae (mountain pine beetle)
Lineage: Eukaryota; Metazoa; Arthropoda; Insecta; Coleoptera; Curculionidae
Exons: 5
Coding region: 175-1086 (303 amino acids)
Molecular function (GO): N-acetyltransferase activity
Source: RefSeq, a predicted model, not a curated record
GCAAAAUGGAGCAUGCCUGGAGAGGGCAAUUUUACGGGUUCAAGCCCGAAUUAGGUUGCGAUAAAGGGGAUUUUUACCGAAAAAUAAAUGGAAAUUUGUACUUGUGGUCGUAACAAUAAUUAGACGGGUGACAUUGACGAAUAAAAUAGGUAAAAUUUUACGAAUUAAAAAAUCAUGAGUAGACGAUUGCGCAUUGAGGAGGAAAAAGUCAAGCAGCUCAAAGAUGAACUGCAGGAUGAAGAAGAUAAAAUGAAGCUGAUGCAGGAGAAAAUCUUCGGCCCUCUGGUGUGGCGCCGCUUUCAAAAUGGCAUCAAAGUGGAGGAUCUGCAGGAAAAUCGGUUCAAUGAUGCAGUGGAUUUAAUAAUGCAAUAUUACACUGCUGAGGACGUGCUGUUUCGCAACACCAAAAUAUCCGAAGACAAAAUCUCCCAGAACUCUUUUGCCGAUAGACUGAUUUUCAAGCUGAAAGAUCGGGCUUCGAUUAUUGCAAUUGAUGAAGUGUUUCUUUCAGAAAAUGAAAAUUGCGUGGCAGGUGUUUUGGUGCUGAAUCCCGUGCAAAAAUGCGACUUUGGCAGAGUCUACAGCAGGACAAUGUUGGUGGAAGGAAAGUCCUAUAAGAGCAUCACGGACUUUAUGAACUACAUCAAUCGUAAAGUUGAUGUGUUUGAGGUGCUUCAGUGCGAAAUUUAUCUUCGCUAUUAUCUGCUGUGCAUCGCACCAGAGUAUAGGGGUCGAGCUUUAGGCUACCAGAUGAUGCUUGCUGGACUGGACGUUGCGCGGCAUCUGAAAAUUCCUGUCGUUAUGGGCGUUUUCAACAAUUACAAAACGCAGACAAUCGGAAGGAAAAUUGGGAUUAAUCAGAUAUUGUACGAGUUCAGCUACGUAAAAUGGUCGGACAAGAACGGCGAACUAAUUUUUUGCAAUCCCGGACCUGGAAACUACACGUGCAAUAUCCAGGCGGGUCCAGUGCCUCCACCGCCUGAGCCCGGCCCAUCUCCAGAAGCCCAAAACGCGACGCCUCAAGUGAAAACCACCAGAGCCGAAAAGCGGAAAAACAAGUUGAAAGCUGAUGCAAAGCCGAAAUAAACUAUUUUGAGUU